This is a messenger RNA of Medicago truncatula (barrel medic), 1958 nucleotides long. Its product is annotated as protein NRT1/ PTR FAMILY 8.2. The coding region runs from base 1 to 1881 and encodes 626 amino acids. The transcript is spliced from 5 exons. The record is from RefSeq and is a predicted model, not a curated record. Gene Ontology annotation, biological process: oligopeptide transport; transmembrane transport. Gene Ontology annotation, cellular component: membrane. Lineage: Eukaryota; Viridiplantae; Streptophyta; Magnoliopsida; Fabales; Fabaceae. Gene Ontology annotation, molecular function: transmembrane transporter activity.
AUGGCUAUACACAACUUUAUCCGAAGGAAGGCAGAAAAUGAUAUGGAUUUUAAUGUUUAUGAAGAUGAGAGCACAGUCAUUCAUCAUGAUGAUAGCUCAUCUAACUUGGAUCAAUCACAAGUUUUAAAUGUAGUUUCGUCGUCAGAGAUGGAUCGCGAGGAAAUGGAUUUGAAUAGCUUGGUGAGUAAUGAUCGUGUGGAUAGGCAUGGUAGGAUUGCUGAUAAACGAACAACUGGAGGAUGGAAGGCAGCUCCCUAUAUCAUAUUGAACGAGGUUGUAGAGAGGUUUGCGUUCUUGGGACUUACUGUGAACUUGACCAAUUACUUGAUAAGUCAAAUGAAUGAAACAAUUCCAGAUGCUGCUACUCAUGUCACAGACUGGACUGGAGCUGCUUAUGUCCUCACUAUCUUUGGAGCGUUUAUUGCAGAUGCUUACCUUGGUCGAUUUAGAACCAUCAUUGUUUUCUCUACCAUCUAUGCUGUGGGAAUGAUUAUGCUAACAAUUUCGGCCUCCUUUUCCACAUUGCACCCGCCAAAAUGUGCUGUGAAAGUGACACCGUGCAAAGAAGCAAGCCAAGGCCAAAACUUAUUCUUGUAUAGUGCACUUGGCCUCAUUGCCUUGGGUACUGGAGGAAUCAAACCUUGUGUUUCCUCAUUUGGAGCUGAUCAAUUUGACGAGGGAGAUGAAAAAGAAGUCCAAAUGAAAUUCUCUUUCUUUAAUUGGUUUUACUUUGCCAUCAACAUGGGUGCCCUUCUUGGAAUUACACUAUUGGUUUAUUUACAAAACCAAGUAGGGUGGAGUUGGGGUUUUGCAUUACCCACAAUAACUACGAUUAUAUCUAUCGUUAUCUUGGCCGUUGGUAUUCCGUAUUAUCGUUUUCAAAAACCAAUGGGAAGCCCAUUCACUAGGUUUCUUCAGGUUAUUGUAGCUUCUAUAAAGAAACAUCGAGGAGGAGUCUCAGUAGAAAAUGAAACUCCUCUCUAUGAGGUUGAAACCACAUACUCUGAUAUUAUUGGUGCUCGCAAGCUUCCCCACACUCUCCAAUACAGGUUUUUUGACAAAGCAGCAGUUAUAACAGAAAAAGACACAGUUAGCAACAGAUGGAGUGUAUGCACAGUGACACAAGUCGAAGAAUUCAAAUCAUUCAUUAAAAUCCUUCCAGUGUGGGCAUCUACCAUUGCUAUUUCUAUCUCUUUGGCUCAAAUGUCAACCUGGUUUCUAAGUCAAGCCAAAAUCAUGAACAAAAAGCUAGGUAAAUUCGAAAUCCCAAAUGGAUCUGUUACCGUGUUUGCUGCCAGCAGCAGUCUCAUACUUAUACCCUUAUAUGAGAGAUUUAUAAUCCCAAUUCUCCGAAAAUUUACCGGCCACAGCCGCGGCAUCACAUCCUUACAACGAAUGGGAGUUGGACUUUUUGUCUCAAUCAUCGCUAUGGCUUCAGCAGCAUUGGUUGAAAAGACGAGACGGGAACACUACCCAGGAGAGAACAGCAUGAGUGUGUUUUGGUUGUUACCUCAAUUCUUUCUAAUGGGUAGUGCUGAAGUUUUUACCUAUGUGGGACAGUUGGAGUUUUUCUAUGAUGAGGCGACGGACGGGACAAAAAGUAUUAGUAGUGCAGUGUUUUUGUCUGAGGUUGGAAUCGGAAGUUGGUUGAGUAGUGCUUUGGUGAAGACUGUUACCGCUACGACCGGAGGACAAGAUAAAGGGUGGUUAAGAAGGAAGGAUCUUAAUGAAAGCAGGUUGGAUUGGUUCUUCUGGAUAUUGACAGUUCUCAAUGCUGUCAAUUUCUUGGUUUAUUUGGUGGUGGCUAUUUGUUACAAGGGGAAAGAAUCGAUUGUGAGAGAUAAGAACAUGGUUGAAUUAAGUAACGUCCAGUGCACAUAACCAUAAGGAGUAUUCAUAUUUUAAGAGAAGUAAUAGCAGUAUAUUCCUCUGUUUGUAAUCUGUUAUGCAAAACUAAA